AGCUCAUUGUGAUGAAAAGAAGCCUGCAGGUCAUUCACCUACCCAAUAAAGAGCAGCAGAUGCACACAAUUACUCUCGCUAUGACGCAGUGGUUGUGUGUGUGUGCGUGCACGUGUGCAUGUCUGUAUAUUUCCUCCAAAGACCCCUCAAUAGAUCACAUGCAGGCGGCAGUGGACACAGACACCUCCCUCCCUCCCUUCCUCCCUCCCUCCAGCAACGCUCACAAUCCAACAAGUGACCCCUGCAUCACACACCUGCACUGGGCAUACACUCGUGCACUGAGGAAGAGAAUGCAUCCUAAGCUGCUGUAAUCAUAUUGUUGAAACUCAAUCACACUGCACGUAAUUCCUGCCCUGGAACAAAGAGUUCAUCUAGAACAAACCUGUCCUCAAGCACUUCUACACCUCCCAAAGACUGCAUAAAAGACCUGAGUACUGGUACAAUGACUACAUUUUGGGUCCCUGCUGGAUAUUAGUUGGAUGUCAGUUAGAUCAUGUGUCCAGUGACAGAGGUGGAUCAUGGCUAUGCUGAACCCUAUGGACUGGAUCAGAGAGAGCAGGGGCUCUCCUCGUCUGGUGCUUGUCGUUGUGUGUGUGGCCCUGCUGUUGGAUAACAUGCUGCUAACAGUUGUGGUUCCCAUCAUCCCAACCUUCCUGUAUGCCAUAGAGCACCAGACACAAGAGCGCCCGUCUGACGCCCCCUCCGAGGCUCAGCUCGCCUCCGUCUUCUCUCUGUAUGACAACAACACCUACACCACCAGCACUGCCAAUCUCACCAUCUCUUCUGGCGCUAAUGGAAGUUCAGGGGUCAACGGCAGUUCUGCUGAGCGACAUGGGUGUAAGGAGGACAGUGAGUUUUUGGAAGAGGAGAAUGUGAGGGUUGGGCUGCUGUUUGCCUCCAAAGCAAUGGUGCAGCUCAUGGUCAACCCAUUUGUGGGCCCGCUGACUAACAGGAUUGGAUAUCACAUACCGAUGUUUGCUGGGUUUGCCAUCAUGUUUGUCUCUACAAUAAUGUUUGCCUUCUCAGGGACAUACGCACUGCUGUUUUUCGCCCGCUCAUUGCAGGGAAUUGGAUCAUCUUUUUCCUCUGUGGCAGGUCUGGGAAUGUUAGCAAGCGUGUACACAGAUGACAAUGAGAGAGGAAUAGCCAUGGGAAUCGCACUGGGAGGACUUGCCAUGGGAGUGCUCAUCGGAGCACCAUUUGGCAGCGUCAUGUAUGAGUUUGUUGGUAAAAGCUCUCCAUUUCUCAUCCUUGCCUUCUUGGCUGUGUUUGACGGAGCCCUCCAGCUCUGCAUCCUUCAGCCCUCAAAAAUAUCUCCCGGGAGCGUGGAAGGAGCGCCAUUACUCACCCUGCUAAAGGAUCCCUACAUACUCAUUAGUGCAGGGUCGUUGUGCUUUGCAAACAUGGGGGUGGCUAUUUUAGAGCCCACUCUUCCCAUCUGGAUGAUGCAAACAAUGUGCUCGCCAAAAUGGCAGCUCGGUAUGGCUUUCCUACCAGCCAGUGUUUCUUACCUCAUUGGGACCAAUCUCUUUGGUAUACUGGCCAAUAAAAUGGGAAGGUGGUUGUGUUCCAUGAUCGGCAUGCUUAUAGUCGGCGUCAGUCUGCUCUGUGUUCCCUUUGCCAAAGAUAUCUAUGGUCUUAUUGGUCCCAAUGGAGGGCUGGGAUUUGCUAUUGGAAUGGUCGAUUCGUCUAUGAUGGCUAUAAUGGGUUACCUAGUUGAUAUCCGACAUGUGUCCGUCUAUGGAAGCGUGUAUGCCAUUGCUGAUGUUGCACUCUGCAUGGGAUUUGCUGUUGGUCCAUCUACUGGAGGGGCCAUAGUAAAAGCCAUAGGCUUUCCCAAUCUGAUGGUGAUCAUUGGCAUUAUCAACAUCCUGUAUGCACCCCUUUGCUACUUCCUCAAAAAUCCAGCUGUUCGGGAAGAGAAGAUGGCUAUAAUAAAUCAGGAGUGUCCGAUGCAUGUGAAGAGCUACAAUACACAGCGUGGAUUCAGAGAAUUCCCUCUGAGUGAUGAAAGUGAGGAGGACACUGAAGAGUGAUGCACAUAUAAUUGCCAACAAAUCAUCAGGACCUACCAGCAGCCCUGAUUCAUAAGGUUUAAAUGAGUAAUAUUGCAACUUUCCCUACUAUGAUCACAUUUUUGUCUACAAAUGGUUAGUGACGUAAUUAUUUUUUGUACUCGUCCGCUUGUAAAGUGUUGUUUAUCCUGUCUCUUGUCAUGCCAGUGGGUUUGGAUGAAAUAAACAGGCCUAAUU
This is a messenger RNA of Labeo rohita (rohu), 2252 nucleotides long. Its product is annotated as chromaffin granule amine transporter. The transcript has 17 exons. The coding region runs from base 519 to 2036 and encodes 505 amino acids. Gene Ontology annotation, biological process: xenobiotic transport; aminergic neurotransmitter loading into synaptic vesicle; transmembrane transport. Gene Ontology annotation, cellular component: synaptic vesicle membrane; terminal bouton. Gene Ontology annotation, molecular function: xenobiotic transmembrane transporter activity; serotonin:sodium:chloride symporter activity. The record is from RefSeq and is a predicted model, not a curated record. NCBI's taxonomy places the organism in Eukaryota, Metazoa, Chordata, Actinopteri, Cypriniformes, Cyprinidae.